Molecule: messenger RNA, 540 nt
Organism: Mesorhabditis belari
Lineage: Eukaryota; Metazoa; Nematoda; Chromadorea; Rhabditida; Rhabditidae
Source: the annotation of a GenBank genome assembly
AUGCUAGUGAUUCGAACAUUUCCACUCCUCGUCGCUGGUUUUCUUUUUGUGUCAGCUGGACCAACGAUAAACAAGAGAGAAUCCGACGACGAGAAUCCACCAGAGGGCCCACACGAUAUGACAGAUUAUUGCCAGAAAAUUGCCGAAUUUUCGGGAUCACAUUAUUGCGAUACUUACGACAUUUGUUGCUCGCCCACUCGCCAAUUCUCGGCUUUAUACUGCACACAGAGAGAGUACGUCUGCACAUAUGACAAUGCUACGAACGAGGUCACUGACAAGAAAUGCGUGAUCUCCGGUUGUUUUUACCCGACCACCCCGCCAAAGACGGCUGUGACUCAAGCUAGUGAAGCUGAUCCGACUGCUCCAUCGGGAGAAGUACCGCCAGAGGCUCAAGCUCGUCCAGGAGUCGAGGGAACUCCGGGGAAUGAGACAGAGACAGCGGGAGGAGAUGGAGAUGCGGCUCCAGGCCAUUCACUCGUUCUCCUCACCUCGAUCUCCACGAUUCUCCUAGCCGUUUUCUAUCAAAACCCUGUGAUUCUU